Molecule: messenger RNA, 1206 nt
Organism: Tetrahymena thermophila SB210
Lineage: Eukaryota; Ciliophora; Oligohymenophorea; Hymenostomatida; Tetrahymenidae
Exons: 11
Molecular function (GO): protein binding
Source: RefSeq, a predicted model, not a curated record
AUGAUGGAAAAAAAUUCAUAAAAAAUAUUUAAAAUCUUAAUUUUAUAAAAUGUAAAAGCUGGUAUAUAAAACUUGCUUUUUAUAAAUUUUUCUAAUUAAAUUGGCGAUGAAGAUACAUCAAGCUUAGGUUCUGCUUUAGCAAAUUGCAUUAAUCUCUCAAAUUUGACACUUAAGCUUGGUUCUAAUUAAAUUGGUGCAAUUGGUGCAUCAGGCUUAGGUUCUGCUUUAGCAAAUUGCAUUAAUCUCUCAAAUUUGACACUUGAGCUUGGUAAUAAUUAAAUUGGUGAUGAAGGUACAUCAAGCUUAGGUUCUGCUUUAGCAAAUUGCAUUAAUCUCUCAAAUUUGACACUUAACCUUAGUGAUAAUUAAAUUGGUGAUGAAGGUACAUCAAGCUUAGGUUCUGCUUUAGCAAAUUGCAUUAAUCUCUCAAAUUUGAGACUUGACCUUGGUUGGAAUAAAAUUGGUUAUUAAGGUACAUCAAGCUUAGGUUCUGCUUUAGCAAAUUGCAUUAAUCUCUCAAAUUUGACAAUUAACCUUAGUUGGAAUAAAAUUGGUGAUGAAGGUACAUCAAGCUUAGGUUCUGCUUUAGCAAAUUGCAUUAAUCUCUCAAAUUUGACACUUAACCUUAGAAACAAUUAAAUUGGUGCAGUGGGUGCAUCAGGCUUAGGUUCUGCUUUAGCAAAUUGCAUUAAUCUCUCAAAUUUGAGACUUGACCUUGUUAACAAUUAAAUUGGUGAUGAAGGUAUAUCAAGCUUAGGUUGUGCUUUAGCAAAUUGCAUUAAUCUCUCAAAUUUGACACUUAACCUUAGGUCUAAUUAAAUUGGUGCAAUGGGUGCAUCAGGCUUAGGUUCUGCUUUAGCAAAUUGCAUUAAUCUCUCAAAAUUGACACUUUACCUUGAUUUUAGCUCACUGGAUGAAUCAUAAAAGUUCAAAGUAUUAAGCAAGUUUCUUAAAUCAAAAAGAUUAGUUUUCUUUGGUUUCUCAUGAUAGACAACUGGUGAAAAAAGGAUGAAUAAAUAUAAAAUGUUUGAAUAUUAUUAUAUAUUUUAUUAUAUAAUAUUUUGAAAAAGUGUUUUUAACCUAAAAUAUAAUAGAAUAGAUAGAUUUUAUUAUUGAUUUUAUAUUUAUAAAUAUCAUUCAUAUUUUUGUAAGUAAAUAAAUUAUUUAUAAAAUAAAAAAAUUAAAUUUACUUAAAUAAAUUAAAUC